This is a messenger RNA of Plasmodium adleri (nom. inval.), 1023 nucleotides long. Its product is annotated as 26S proteasome regulatory subunit RPN8, putative. Gene Ontology annotation, cellular component: proteasome regulatory particle; proteasome complex. Gene Ontology annotation, biological process: proteasome-mediated ubiquitin-dependent protein catabolic process. Gene Ontology annotation, molecular function: metallopeptidase activity; protein binding. Bases 1 to 1023 code for a protein of 340 amino acids. NCBI's taxonomy places the organism in Eukaryota, Apicomplexa, Aconoidasida, Haemosporida, Plasmodiidae. The transcript is spliced from 2 exons. The record is from RefSeq and is a predicted model, not a curated record.
AUGGAAAAUGAUAUUUUUGAAAAAAACCGAAAUGUACUUGAAAGAAUAUAUUUAAACAAACAUGUAGUUGUACAUCCAAUAGUUUUACUAUCAGUUGUUGAUCAUUAUAAUCGUAUUGCAAGUAAUACAAAAAAAAGAGUCUUAGGAACAAUACUUGGAGAAAAAAUUGAUGGUGUAGUACAUAUUACUAAUAGCUAUGCACUUCCUUUUGAAGAAGAUAUAAAAGAUAUCAAUAUUUUUUAUAUUGAUGAUAAUUAUAAUGAAAAUCUUUUUAAUAUGAUAAGAAAAAUUAAUACAAAAGAAAAAAUCGUUGGAUGGUAUACUACAGGAUCCAAUAUUAAACCAAAUGAUAUUUUUAUUAAUGAAAUCUUUUAUAAAUAUCAUCACGCACCUAUAUUCCUACUUGUCAAUGUUCAUACUGAUCAAAGCAUAUUUCCAGUUAAUGCAUACGUAGCUAUUGAAAAGGCUAUACAUGAAAAUAAAUUCAGAAAAACAUUCAUACAUAUACCAGUUAAAAUAGGAGCUUUUGAGGCUGAAGAUGUGGGUGUUGAAUUUUUACUAAAAGAAUUAAAGAGCGUUUCAACUUCAACCUUAGCCACAAAAGUAGGUGAUAAGUUAUCGUCUUUAAAAAGUCUGAUAGGGAAAUUAUAUGAAAUAUCAGCUUAUUUGAAUGAUAUAUUAAAUGGAAAUAUUGAAAUGAAUAUAAAAAUAUUAUACAAUUUACAAAAUGUCUUUAGUCUUUUACCUGAUAUUGAAAACGUGGAUUUAGUACAGGCAUUUAUGGUUAAAAAUAAUGACUUAAUGUUAAAUAUAUAUAUAGGUAGUAUAACUAGAUCUGUUAUAGCUCUUCAUAAUUUAAUCAAUAAUAAAAUUGAGAAUAAGUUGAAUUCAGAAAAAAAAAAAUCUUUAGAGAAUGAUAUAGAAAAGGACAAAGCAAAAGAUAAAGAAAAGGAAAAGGAUAAGGAAAAAGAAAAAGAAAAUGAUAAAGAGAAGGAUAAGAUAAAAAAGGAGAAGAAAAAUUAA